Molecule: messenger RNA, 14316 nt
Organism: Marchantia polymorpha subsp. ruderalis
Lineage: Eukaryota; Viridiplantae; Streptophyta; Marchantiopsida; Marchantiales; Marchantiaceae
Source: the annotation of a GenBank genome assembly
GGCCGUUGAACUGGUCUCGUUUUGUUCGAUGCUCCGCCGGUGGUUCAGGACGAUUGAACCUCGGUGAGUUUUAUGAACAAAGGAAGUGGAAAAUUAGAGAUUUUGAUCAGAACUGAGCUGGUAUCCAAAUCUCGAACCAGAUCGUAAUCCGACCAAAUAUUGUCUGUUAGAAAGAUUUCAUAGAGAGCGUCCAAUUCCAGUGAAUUGGCCGUCUGCCUUCGGUGGUAUCGAGUCAGUUAUGGUUGUGUGACUCUGUAAUGUUGGAAGCACUCAUUGCGGCCAUUACCGAGUUGCGCGGUUGGCCAUAUAUGAUUUCUGCCGUCCGGCUUCGGCAGGAUGGAAGGCGGCCGACGCACCCUUCUCUUUGAAUUUGUGGACGAUAGCAUUUCAAGAUUGCGCGAAUGCUGUGGAUCCGCUGAAGCCGACGAUGCGCUAACGAGAUUGCGGAUCUGCAGUUGCGUGUGCUAUCUCGCGUGAUGAAUGGGCGGAACUUGAAUGUGGAAGCCAUUAGUCCGUACAAAGUGAAGCUGUGGGAAUGGGAAACUUGUGAAUUCAUGGAGCAGGUGAUGAGCGGCUGUCAUGCCAUCCGAUCGCGGCCGACUUGUCUGCCGAUCGGUCUCUCUAGAUCGGCGUUGUUUUCAUGCCCUGCCGCUCCGAUUUCGCUGGUUCACAGUCUUGUGAACCAUCAGCGUUGAUAUCGAUGCAUCCUUUCUGUCUUGGAUGAAAACGUGUUUGCAGGUUGAUUGAACGCUUCAAGAAGUUUGGGGGUCGAACCGGGCCAUAAUGUAGAACGUGACAACCAGGAGUUCUGGCAGUGGUCCUUCGAAGUCUGUCAGAUUCUGUUUCUCGAGACAUUGGUUUGGAUCAAAGAACAUUGGUUGGGUCCCGUCAGGAGAUAAGGGUCCGAAUGCAGAGUUUGGAUAUGCAUCCUGCUAACUCGAAGGACUUCGAUCGAGUGAAAGAUGGGUGAGGAAGAAAUAAAUCCCAAAAGCGUCGACUGAUUUAAUUUCUGAAUAGAGGCGAUGUAAUCUCGAUCUAUUUGCUUCACGUGCUGAAUGUGAAGCAAGAAGAGGUCUUCAUGAAGUUAUUCGAUGAGGGAAUCGAUUCACUUGUUGAGGCCUCGUAGCCUUUCUUUAAGGCUAAUGAUGGGAUUAAUUUCGGUCCUUUUAUCAAGUUCGUAGAAUAUAUACGAACUACAAGCAGAGCUAGCAGAAUGGACUCAAAACGGAAAUCGUUGCAGUCCGCCCGGGCGAGUAACCGGGGCAGCAAGCUUCUUCAACCUGAACCCAGGCGGCCGUCGAUGGUGACAGCAGUGCCAGGGUCUCACCGCCAUUCGCUUGUGGAGGAAGCUAAAAAGCCUGAAACCAAUAGCAGGCGGGCUUCCGUAAAGUCGGUCGGUAUCAUAAAGCCCGAAUCCGCGAUGGAUGUGGACGAUGAUAAAGAUUUUCCCGACCAAGCUGAUUGUGGGGAGGUGUACGAUUCGAUGGAGGUCGAGGAACCAGUUGUCGUGAUGGAUUAUUUUGAGCAGCUCGAGACAGCAUUGAUGCGAACAAAAGCGGAGUUGCAUAUGAAGAUGUCCGAAUUGCCACCUGUUAUAAGUAAAGAGAAGCUGUUUACCUUAGGGUUGCCUCAUGUUUAUGAUACCGAUAUGUUUAAUCGGUCUCCGUCCAAUCGAAUUGCAACCAACUACAGCCCAGCAGCAGACAGAUUUGUUGAAAUGAAGCCGGAAGUGCGAGUGGUGCACCACGAGGAGUCGUCUAUUUAUUUGGACUACCUGGCCACCCCGUUGGAAACCAAGAAGGAGUGGGUGAUUCCAGACCUUAUGAAACCAGAAGUAGCGAAUGAGAAGCUCCAUGCCACGGCGUUGGCUAGAUUACAUCGGGAUCGUCGAGUGAAGGCAGGGCUGAAACGGUCUCUCUCUCCGGAUUCUGACAAAUCAUCGUGGGUUUACCCUGAGAAUGAGAGGUACUUCAGGGGAGGCUCUCCCAAAAUGACCAAGGUCGUACCUACGAAAGAAACACUAGUCUCUCUACGAGCCUCAUGGAAGAAAAUCAAGUGUACGGAUGACCCUGAACCAAGCUCGACGGAAUCCUGUGCUUCAACUUGGGAUGAGUCUGGAUCAGAAUCAGGUUCGGAAUUCUGUCUCAAGUGUGGCAUUCAUCACGUGAACAUGGGAACGCUCGAGUUUAAUAGAGCUAGAAAAAUUAGUGCCUACGGAGGAAAAAUUGGAAAGAGAAUCAGUAUAGUGGAUCGUAAGUACUUCCCGGCCCCCCCGAUUGUGGAGAGUCCUCGAAGCCGUAUCAAAGCCCGCUCAAAACCGACACCGUGCAGCGCACAGAACAUCUAUUCAGCUGCUGAAAAUAUUAUCAAGUACGAAUAUUACCUGGACGAAGGAGUCGAGGAGAAGUACAUAACACCUCUGAGGGAAAAAUGGUUGACAAGUGCAGCUCAUCGAAUAGGUAAUCGCUGGCAACUUAGGCUUCCGAGCGAAACAUAUCACGACGUCAUGGUCCAUGUGGCCCUCCAAAUAAAGUACUACUACCUUUACAGCAUGCGGAAAGCAAUCACAGACUACGUUCUGAAGGACGAAAGUGAAAGAAAACGACUCGGAUUAGUAAACCUAGACCAAGCGUUGCAGGCUUUGAGCACAGGAUUCAUAGGGAAGCCUACAACCGUACAGAUCCUUUCGCAGCACUGGCGAAAUGCAGUGCUGGAGGCGCACGAUAGUUUAGCUUUGAAGAUGUUUCGGUUGAAUCCUUUGGCGCUGGAAGUCAUGGCACUAUGGGAGAAAAACUUUAGUAAUUCGCUCUUCUUAGAGGUCAUGUCUGCAAAUUUCACCGCGGGGUUACCUUACGAACUAGCAGCUUUUGAAACUGAGCAGAAGGAUCUUGCUUCGAAACGAAGAGUACUUAUCAUCAGAGAAUGGUUGCCCCUGGUGUGUGACAAGCUCAAAUAUGCCAUUCCAAAGCCGACUAUGGAGAUGAUUGGGUUCUAUCAAGCUAUGGCUGUUCUCAUGAGUAGACAGAUAAGACAACUUGUUGAGGACUCCAUAGUCUCCUACACAAAAUUUUUUGCUCAGUACAAGGAAGGCAGCUCGUAUGAAUGGGAAGGUUCUCAAGAGGACACUGCGAAGGUUCCAGCACUACCGGUGGAAGGCAGUGGUGAUGUGAAGGCCGAUACCACUGAUGGUAUAUUUGCGAUGGAGCCACCGACAGAAGAAAAGCUGAGGCAAUUUUUUGGUAAACAGCGGUUAGCUUCAGAUAAAACGUCUUCGGAAAAUUGGUCUCCUCCGUUUUACAUAAGUUUGAAGAACGAUCAUGGUGUUUACAGUUGCGAGCCAACGUUCGAGGAACUUGCGGAAUCGCUUCUGCGUGUGGUGGACUGGUCUGUAUACGAAAGUAGUGGUUUCAUGCGUGUGGAUUCGGAUCACAUAGAUCCUUCAAUGAGGACGAUGCCGCACAUGGUUCUGGAAGAUGAACUUGUUCAAGUGGCCAAGAAUUACCUCAGGCAGAUAGUUUUCGCCAAUUCCAAGGGACCUCAGCAAAUAAUGAGGAGUUUCGAAAAAUUCAAGGACUUAGCAAGUUUGAACGCCUACGCAUUCGCCAAAGAUUUUGGCUUGAUGGAAAAGCCGCUAGAGGAGUAUAAGGACACGCUGGCCAAAUACAAUGAGCGAACAGUCCAAGCGCAGGAGGCAAGUGCGAACGAAAUAGACUGUGGUCUCGUAAGAGUGCGCUGUGAAGCCUUUAAGCAGACUUUGAUCGACAAAGCCCAACUGGUGAACACAUUAUUGAAACAACAGGUGCUUGCACAAAUGACAGCUGGUCAUCAAGAGGUUAUUGAUCGUCAUGAACACAUUUCGAACACGGUGGGGAAGGAUCCAACCAACGCUGAAGAAGCAACAUCGCUCCGCAAAUAUUUCUUCGCUGCUGCGAACGAAAUGGCCGUGCUGGAGAGGAUGCUAGAGGAGAACAAGAGAAGGGAGUUCUUUCUGGAGGAGGCCAUGUUUGGAUUACCCGAGGACGAUUUUCAAAAGAUGAUGGUUGCUCGGGAGUGGCCCAAACGCAUUCGAGUGAUACUCAGUGUGCACCAGAGAAGGAUUCAGGAAGAAUAUGACCAUUAUGAAGCUGGACUAAAAAAGCGCCGGGUGGAAUUCGCCAAGAAGCUGGAAAUCUACGGUGAAGAGAUAAAAAAAUUUGAAACUUAUGGUGACAUAGAAAAGAGCCCAGUGAUAGGGAAGUUGGCAAUGGACUUGUCCAAGGGACUGGAAGAGGCCCUCGAUAUUGCGGAACUUAUCAACACUGAAGAGGGAUACUUUGGAAUGCCACCAUCACGCUUCCCUCAAAUUCAAACACUUACAACUGCUCUUGAACCUUACUUAAAGUUGUGGGGUAUAGCGCACUCCUUCAAGACAAACGAGGAAGAAUGGAUGAUCGCCUGGUUGAACACCCUCGACACGGAAAAGAUCGAGGGAGAGGUCAUGACUUGGUGGAGAACAGUAUUCAAAUUGGUGAAGCAGUUUACUGAUGUUCUCCCAGAGCCAGCAAAAGUUGCGGUAGCACUCAAGGCGCUUCUUGAUCGCUUCAAAGAAUCUUUGCCGCUUUUGAAGUGCCUUUGCAACCCAGGACUUAGAGCACGACACUUCAUUCAGAUUUCUGAGGUCGUUGGAUUUGAAGUUCACAAUGAUGAUGGUACCAACUUUCGACAGCUACUGCGGCUCCAGAUUGAUGAGCACAUAGUAAAAUUGGAGGAAAUAAGCGAGUAUGCAAGCAAAGAGUUUGCACUAGAAAGAUCACUUGAUACCAUGGAGAGUGACUGGAAACCCCUGAAAUUCGAGUAUUCGUUAUACAAGAACACCGGCGCGAAUAUCUUGAAGGGUGGUCCUAUAGAAGAAGCUCAACUCAUGCUAGAUGAGCAUGUUGUGAAGACACAGAACAUGUUGGCUUCUGCGUUUGCGGCCCCAUUCCAAGAACGUUUGCAGAUAUGGCUCGGAAAGGUAACAUUACUGCAACAAAUAUUAGUGGAAUGGCUGAAGAUGCAAGCAUCCUGGAUGUACUUGGAGCCCAUAUUUGGCUCAGAAGAUAUUCUUGAGCAAAUGCCGAAGGAGGGUGGUUUAUUCCAUCAAAACGACAAAGUGUGGCGGAGAAUUAUGGCCGCAGCCGAGAAAUGCGAUAUAAUGCUUGACGCUUGCGCGAUCGAAAACCUUCUGCAGGACUUAAAGAAGAGCAACGUGGAUUUAGAUGUUGUCCAAAAGGGACUCAAUUAUUAUCUCGAGACUAAGCGUCUUGCUUUUCCCCGAUUUUUUUUCCUGUCAAACGACGAGCUUCUGGAGAUUUUGUCUGAGACAAAAGAUCCAUUAAGAGUACAGCCUUUUCUCAAAAAAUGCUUCGAAGGGAUAAACACUCUGGUAUUUGAGGCCAACCUUGAUAUUAUCUCUAUGGUAAGCGUCGAGAAAGAAAAAAUCGAUUUUACACGAAUAACGAAUCCAAAGUUUGCCAAGGGCAACGUUGAGAGGUGGUUAAUCGAAGUCGAGAAGAUGAUGAGAGAGACCUUACUGGUGGUGGCACAGAAAGCUGCUGCGGAUUAUGCUGUGACGGCGAGAACACAAUGGAUAUUAAAAUGGCCUGGGAUGAUUGUCCUUUGCGCAUCCCAAAUACAUUGGACUAGGGAGGUGGCAGAAGCUAUACAGGCUGGUGGUGAGGCCGGACUCAACCAGUACGAAGAAAAGUGUUCAUUGCAACUCCAAGAUCUUGUGAAACUGGUGAGAGGAGAAUUAACAACUCUGGAAAGAUUUACCAUCGGAGCACUAUGUGUGGUGGAUGUGCACGCAAGGGAUGUUGUUACACUGCUGAAGACAUCUGGAGUAACUAAAGAUACUGACUUUGAGUGGCUUUGUCAACUACGAUACAGUUUAAUUGAUGGCGCGGUGAUUGUCAUGAUGGUAAAUGCAACUCGCAAAUAUGGUUAUGAGUAUCUAGGAAACAGUGCCCGACUUGUCAUAACGCCAUUGACUGAUCGAUGUUAUCGAACACUUAUGGGAGCUUUGCACCUCAACCUGGGUGGAGCGCCUGAGGGACCUGCUGGUACAGGGAAAACGGAAACUACCAAAGAUCUUGCUAAGGCCCUUGCAAUGCAAUGUGUGGUGUUCAACUGCUCUGAUGGACUCGACUACCUCGCUAUGGGGAAGUUUUUCAAAGGGCUUGCUGCCUCUGGGGCUUGGGCGUGCUUCGAUGAAUUCAACCGGAUUGACCUGGAAGUGUUGUCGGUCAUAGCUCAACAGAUUCUGACCAUUCAGAGGGCUAUCAUGGCUGGGGUGACAAGAUUCAAUUUCGAGGGAACAGAUUUGCCGUUGAUUUCCACAUGCACGACUUUCAUCACGAUGAAUCCUGGUUAUGCUGGGCGGUCUGAGCUGCCAGAUAACCUGAAAGCUCUCUUCCGCCCCGUGGCAAUGAUGGUUCCGAACUAUGCUAUGAUUGGUGAAAUCACUUUGUAUUCUUAUGGGUAUUUGAAUGCCCGCGAUAUGGCAAGAAAGCUUGUCGCCACAUAUCGACUUUGUAGCGAACAACUGUCAUCUCAAGAUCAUUACGAUUACGGGAUGAGAGCAGUUAUAGCUGUCCUGAGGGCAGCUGGAAACUUGAAGAGAAGAUAUCGCGAAGAUGAUGAGGCAGUACUGAUGCUACGAGCCAUUCGGGAUGUAAAUCUCCCAAAAUUUUUAUCUCAUGACAUUCCACUCUUCGAGGGCAUCAUGUCUGACUUGUUUCCAGGAGUGAUACUCCCAGAACCUGAUUAUGUUAACAUUCUGAAUUGCAUCAAAGACAACUGCAAAAAGACAAACCUCCAACCAACGGAGGUGUUUUGCAAAAAGAUAUUGGAGCUUUACGAGAUGAUAAUAGUCAGGCAUGGCCUUAUGUUAGUUGGCUAUUCGUUUGGAGCAAAAACCAGUGCCUACAAGAUUCUUGCAGCUUCUUUGAGUGAUCUCUGCGUUGCUGGUCUCAACAACGAAAACAUAUCAAAAUAUAAGGUCCUGAACCCGAAGUCCAUAACUAUGGGCCAACUCUAUGGACAAUUCGAUCCUGUGUCCCAUGAAUGGACCGAUGGGGUGUUGGCAACAACGUUCAGACAGAUGUCAAUCGAUUUAUCUCCAGACAGGAACUGGCUUAUCUUUGAUGGCCCCGUCGAUGCCAUUUGGAUCGAAAACAUGAACACAGUUCUGGAUGACAACAAAAAACUUUGCUUAAUGAGUGGAGAGAUUAUUCAGAUGACCGCAUCUAUGAAUUUGAUAUUCGAAGUGCAGGAUCUCGCUGCUGCCUCUCCUGCCACUGUUUCCCGUUGUGGGAUGAUAUACGUUGAGCCUUCGACUUUGGGUUGGAGACCUCUCUUGAAGUCAUGGCUGAUAGCCCUUCCAGAGCCUAUGCAGGAAAGAUACAGGGAGCAGAUAGCGAAACUAUGUGAAUGGCUGUUGCCUCCUUGCCUGCGAUGUGUGCAAAAGAAUUGCAAGCUCGGAAUGCCGAUGCAGGAACAAAAUAUGGUUCAAAGUAUGCUGCGCAUUCUGACUUGUCUCUCGCAACCGGAGCUGACAGACAAGAUAAUGUCAGAAAAGAUGGAUGGAAACUUGAGGGCUACAUGGGUUGAUUGCAUUACACUUUUCGCGUUGGUUUGGUCCGUCGGCGCUUGUAUGGACACAGAUCAGAGAACAAAAUUUGACUUUCUUUUAAAGAAACUUUUGGCAAAUCAGCCGCCGGAAGAAUACAAACCACAUAUACUAACACCAGCGCGAAAAGUGGCCAUUAAUUUUCCGGAUGGAAAAUCUGUAUACGAUUGCGUUUUCAGAAAAGACAAAGGGAAAUGGGGUCUGUGGUUGGACUUCGUUGACGAUCAAGGCCCCGCGGUAGAUGCAGACUUCGUUAAAAUUAUAGUGUCAACAGCAGACACUGCGAAAUAUACAUUCAUGUUUCAGACUAUCAUUGAUAAAAACAUGCCUUUACUACUGGCUGGUCCGACAGGAACAGGAAAGUCCGUGUACGUAAAGCAGUACAUGAUGAAGCUAGAUCCUGCGAAAUGGCAGUCCAUGUUCUUCAAUUUUUCAGCCCAGACGAGCGCAAAUCAGACCCAGGACAUCAUAGAUGGAAAGCUCAUAAAGAGGAGACCAGGAGUGUUUGGACCCCAGAAAGGAAAGCAGUGUGUCAUUUUCGUCGAUGAUCUGAGUAUGCCUGCGUUGGAGAAAUAUGGCGCUCAGCCACCAGUUGAACUACUUCGCCAGUGGAUGGACCACCACGGCUGGUACGAUCGUAACGAUCUUACCUUCAGAAACAUUGAGGACGUUCAGUUUGUUUCAGCAAUGGGUCCUCCAGGUGGAGGAAAGAAUCCAGUGACGAACCGCUACCUUCGUCACUUCAACGUCGUGGUCGUUACUGCUUUUUCUGAUCCAACCAUGCAGAGAAUAUUCUCGACAUUAGUUGACUUCUGGAUGAAAAGGGCGAGAUACUCGGCAGCCAUAUUGAAGCUUAGAGGCCCCUUGGUCAAUGCAACUAUUGAAAUAUAUCAAGUUGUACAGAAAGAACUGCUUCCAACACCAGAAAAGUCCCAUUAUACUUACAACUUGCGAGAUCUUGGAAAGGUGUUUCUCGGUCUUCAAUUUGCCCCAAUCGAAAUAGGAGACGAUACAUAUAAGAUUGUCCGUUUAUGGGCGCAUGAGUGCCUCCGGGUUUUUUAUGACCGUCUUAUCAACGAUAAAGAUAGACUUUGGUUUUGUGAGCUCUUGGCCGAGCAGUUGGAGAAGCAUUUUCGGGAACGCUUUGGAAAAGUCUAUGGGACCUUUUCACACUCCGAGGUCAAGAAGGGAGACAUUAGUCCCGCGAUUCUCCAGUACGUCAUGGCUGGAGAUUUCAUGAUUCCUGGAGCCGAUCCAAUGUUGUACGAUGAGAUUACGGACGAGGAACAGCUCUUGAGAAUAAUGCUCUCUUACCUCGAAGAUUACAAUGACCUCACCAGCACUCCCAUGAACCUCGUCCUUUUCCAAUUUGCCAUCCAGCACAUCGCUCGAAUCUGUCGAGUCAUUAAGCAACCUGGAGGCAACGUGUUGAUGGUAGGUGUAGGCGGGAGUGGAAGGCAAAGCUUAGCAAGACUUGCGGCGUUCAUCGAAGGCUUUGAUGUCUACCAGGUUGAGCUCUCGAAAAACUUUGGUAUGCCAGAAUGGCGAGAAAGCAUUGGCAUCAUGCUCCGGAAAGCAGGAGAACUGGAUAAAAAAGUGAUGUUUCUCUUUCCGGAUACCCAAAUUAAAAUGGAGGGAUUCGUUGAAGACAUCAACUCUCUUCUUAAUACAGGAGAGGUGCCGAAUCUAUAUGAUGCAGGAGAUCUAGGAGCCAUAUGUGAAGGAAUUCGGCCCAGAGCGAAGAGGGCUAAAAGAGACGGAUCUAGAUUGGAACUCCUCUCUUUUUUCGUUGACGAGUGCAACAGGAACAUGCGUAUAGCUCUGGCUUUCAGUCCAAUUGGUGAUACUUUCAGAGAGCGUCUCAGGAAGUUUCCAUCCCUCGUUAACUGCUGCACAAUCGACUGGUUCAGUGCUUGGCCAACAGAGGCACUGCGGUCUGUGGCAGUGAGGUUUCUAGCAACACUGAAUGCUGAACGGAAAGUUAUACGAGAAAUAGUAGACAUUACUGUUUAUUUUCACACAUCUGUCCAGGAAAUGGCAGUUGACUACUUUACGCAACUUCGUCGGUAUUGCUAUGUCACACCCACAAGCUUUCUAGAGCUGAUAAACCUCUACAAGACUCUUCUGGAACAGAAACAGAACGAAGUUAAGGGUUUCAAGCAUAGGUACGAGAUGGGUCUGCUUAAGUUGGAAAAGUCAGCUGAAGACGUGAACGUUAUGGGGAGAGAGCUAGAGUUAUUACAACCAAAGUUAGAUGCUUCCACCCAGGAAGUCAUGGAUCUUCUAAGGGUGAUUGACAGAGAGACGGUAGAAGCUAACAAAGUCAGAACUGUCGUUUUGGCGGAAGAAGCUGCUGCUAACAUCAAAGCAGAUGAAGCGAAGGCGAUAAAAGAGGAUACUGAAGCUGAGCUUCAGAUUGUUAUGCCUAUCUUGGAAGAAGCACUGAGGGCCCUUGAUACGCUUACCAAGAACGACAUUUCUGAGCUGAAGGGUAUGAAAAGCCCACCUCUACCUGUUCGGAUAGUCAUGGAGGCUGUUUGCAUUAUGAAAAAUAUCAAGCCAACAAGGAUGAAGGAUCCAUCCGGUUCUGGGAAGAUGAUUGAUGAUUACUGGGAGAGCAGUAAGAAGAUGCUUGCAGACGCUGAUUUUCUGAAGAGUUUAAAAGAGUAUGACAAGGACAAUAUUCCACCGGCAGUGAUUGUGAAAGUUCGCCCAUACAUCGAGAAUCCGGACAUGGAUCCAACGAAGAUUCAGGCUGUCUCUAAGGCAGCUUACGGUCUCUGCUGUUGGAUUGGCGCGAUGGAAAAGUACGACAAAGCUGCAAAGAUCGUUGCUCCUAAACAAGCAGCCCUUAAAGUUGCAGAAGGUGAAUACAAAGAAGUGAUGUCGAAACUAAAAGAAAAGCAGGAUGCUCUCAAAGUGGUAGAAGCAAGACUCGCCGAGCUUGAUGCAACACUUCUGGAAGCUAGGGAGAAGAAGAAGGCUGUGCAAGAUGAAGCAGAUACGUGUGCUAUGAAGAUUAGUCGAGCAAACCAGCUUAUGACUGGUUUGGGAGGAGAAAAAACGCGUUGGACGGCUAGCGCGGAGGCCUUCGGCCAGACUUACAUCAAGCUCACUGGGGACAUCUUGCUAGCAUCGGGAAUGAUUUCAUAUCUCGGAGUUUUCACUCCUGCCUUCCGGGACAUAGCCAUCAAGAAUUGGUGGCAAAUGUGCAAAGACAGAAGGGUGCCAUGCUCCGAUAGUUUUUCUUUGAGCUCCAUACUUGCAGACCCUGUCCAAGUUCGAGCUUGGAACAUUGCAGGUUUACCCAAAGAUAGCAGUUCGGUGGAUAAUGGCGCAAUAGUAUCCAACUGUCGAAGGUGGCCUCUCAUGAUUGAUCCUCAGGGUCAGGCUAACAAAUGGGUAAAAAAUAUGGAAGGAGAGAAGCUCGUGAUCUGCAAGCUUGCUGACACUGAUUUCUUGCGAAAACUGGAGAACGCAAUCCAGUUCGGAAAGUCUGUACUGCUGGAGAACAUAGGCACGGAGCUUGAUGCUGUUCUUGAGCCAGUUCUGCUGCGAUCAACCUUCAAACAUAGUGGAAGUAUCUGUAUCAAACUUGGUGAUAACAUACUGGAGUAUCAUAACAAGUUUCGUUUGUAUAUCACAACGAAAUUGAGAAAUCCACAUUACAGCCCUGAAAUUUCUGCGAAGGUUACACUUCUAAAUUUCAUGAUAACAACGGAAGGACUCAUUGAUCAACUGCUUGGUAUAGCAGUAGCUAAGGAGAGGCCAGAAUUGGAGGAACAAAAGAAUCAACUAAUUAUUCAGGGAGCCAAAAAUAAACAGCAGCUGAAGGAGAUUGAAGACAAGACGUUAGAAGUACUUUCACAAGAAGGAAAUAUUUUGGAAGAUGAGACUGGUAUUCAGGUAUUGAACUCAUCUAAGAUUCUCUCGGAGGAUAUUACUGAAAAACAGAGGGUUGCUGAAACCACAGAAGCAGUCAUUGAUGAGACUCGAAUGUCUUACAUUCCUGUGGCAAAACUUGCUUCUAUAUUGUUUUUCUGUGUUUCAGACAUGGCAAACAUUGAACCAAUGUACCAGUAUUCUCUACCGUGGUUUGUAGAGCUCUUUGUUUCAUCCAUCCUCAACAGUACAAAGGAUCCCGACCUCAAUAUACGCCUUGAAAACCUAAAUAUUCAUUUCAAAUACUCUAUAUACUGUAACGUGAGUCGAUCCCUUUUCGAGAAAGACAAAAUACUCUUUGUGCUUCUCAUGAGUAUCAAGAUUAUUGGUGGAGAAGGACACAUGGAUCCUGAAGAGUUGCGAUUUUUUAUGACCGGGGGAGUUGCCCUUGAGAAGGAGCCUGACAAACCAGAAGGACCUGAUGCCCUUUGGAUUAACGAUAAGAUAUGGGGAGAGUUGUAUCGACUGUCAAAGCUUGAAAAUUUCACAGAUUUGUAUCUCAACAUUGGAAAUGAAAUCAAACACUGGCGAAGGAUCUUCGAUAGCACAAAGCCUCAGGAGGAACCUCUUCCUAGUCCAUGGGCUGAAGAUUUACAUACAUUUCAAAAGCUGUUGAUACUGCGGGCUAUAAGACCGGACAAGGUUGUUUUGGGAGUCACAAACUACGUGGAAGAAGUUCUAGGCAAGAAGUUUAUUGAGCCGCUGCCAUUAAAUCUAGAAGCCUGCUAUAUGGAUGCAUCGUCAACGACCCCGCUAGUAUUUGUUUUGUCACCUGGGUCAGAUCCAAUGUCGAGCCUCUUGAAGCUGUCUAGCGACAAGGGAGCCAAGCUGCAAACUGUCUCUCUCGGUCAAGGACAGGGCCCAGUAGCCACUGCCAUCAUGCAAGAAGCUGCUAAAGAUGGGUCUUGGGUAGCUCUUCAGAACUGUCACCUUGCAGUCUCGUGGAUGCCCACUUUUGAGAAGUAUUGGGAGACAGAACUCACUUCAAAAGAGAAAGUGCAUGAAAAGUUUAGGUUGUGGUUAACAAGUUACCCUUCAGAACACUUUCCUGUGGCGGUACUGCAAAAUGCUGUCAAGAUGACGAAUGAACCUCCAAGUGGGUUGAAAGCCAACAUGACAGGGAGUUAUCUCAUGUACCCCAUCUCUGAUCCCGAAUUUUUUGGCCACUGUUCCAAGGAGAAAGAAUGGCGACGGAUGCUCUAUGGACUAUGUUUCUUCCAUGCCUACGUUCAGGAAAGAAGAAAAUUCGGGCCGCUAGGAUGGAACAUUCCAUAUGAGUUCAACGAAUCUGACUUACGAAUAAGUGUUCGCCAGCUUAAGAUGUUUAUAGAAGAGUAUCCUGAAGAGAUACCCUACAAAGCUCUGAAUUAUCUCACGGGUGAAUGCAACUAUGGCGGUCGAGUGACUGACGACCAUGAUCGAAGAACUUUGCUCACCAUCUUAAGCGAUUUUUACUGUGAGAAGAUACAUCAGGAUGACUACCCAUUUUCAGAGUCUGGAAUAUACAAAGCUCCACCGUACGGAGAAUACCAAAGUUAUAUAGACUUCAUAAAGGAGCUGCCUUCUCAGCCAACACCUGAAAUAUACGGUUUCCAUGACAAUGCGGAUAUCACAAAGGAUAUGACUUCAACGGAACGCUUGCUCACAUCUCUUCUACUUGCUGCUCCUUCGACACAAGCUGCAACUAAGAGUGGUGACAAGAAGGGACCCUCACCGGACGAGCAACUUCUCAACAUUGUUGUAGACAUCCAAGGAAAGAUCCCGGCGAACUUCGACAUAGAGCAAGCGCAAAUCAAGUUUCCUGUAACUUAUCUAGAAUCCAUGAACACAGUGUUGUGUCAGGAACUAGAAAGAUACAACAAACUAAUCACAAUCAUACGAAUAAGUCUUGAUCAAAUCCAGAAGGCAGUGAAAGGCUUAAUUGUAAUGAGUAGCGACCUGGAGCUCCUGGGGAGAAAUCUUGUGGAUGGGAAAAUUCCUGUGAUGUGGGCGGCCAAGUCAUACCCUUCGAGAAAGCCUCUGGCUAAUUAUGUAGCUGAUCUCCUCAACAGAGUCGCCUUCUUCCAAGACUGGGUCUCUAAUGGAUCGCCUAUGAUCUUCUGGAUAUCAGGAUUUUUUUUCACCCAAUCGUUUCUGACAGGAGCAAAGCAAAAUUUUGCCCGUGCUAAGCAUUUCCCAAUUGAUAUGAUAGAUUUCGAAUUCCAGGUUAUUGAAGACCCGGCGACAAUAACUACGAAGCCAGAGGUCGGGGUGUAUGUGAAAGGGCUGUUUUUGGAAGGCGCUCGAUAUGACUACAAAACUCAUGCUCUGGGAGAAUCUCAGCAGAAGGUGCUGUACACACCUGCUCCAAUCAUAUGGAUGAUACCAAACGAGGUGAUCAAGUUCAAGUCCUUCCCGCAUUACAUGUGCCCAAUGUAUAAGACGAGUGAUCGCCGUGGAAUUUUAUCAACCACUGGCCACUCCACCAACUUCGUCAUGGAAGUACUCCUCCCCUCCUUGCAUCCUCAAAGCCAUUGGAUCAAGCGAGGUGUGGCUCUUCUUACUCAGCUAGAUGAGUGAUCUAUGAUCUGUGAUUUAUGAUAUAAUGACAGAUCAAAUGAUAAUUUGGCUCGGAAUUGAUCUUGCACACAACCCAGAGCAAGAUCCGGCAACCCUGUGUACAGUUUCAAUGAGCUAUUUAUUUUGUAAAUCAUGAUUUCUAUGGUUCAUCUCCUCGCUCAUUUUCU